GGUGUGACCCCCCCACUCCCCCCCUUGUGCCACACACAGGACUUCAAAGAGCAAAUCAUCCACCACGUGGCCACCAUCAUCCUCAUCAGCUUCUCCUGGUUUGCCAACUACGUCCGUGCUGGGACGCUCAUCAUGGCCCUGCACGACUCCUCUGAUUACCUACUGGAGUCAGCCAAGAUGUUCAACUACGCCAACUGGAGGAACACCUGCAACAACAUCUUCAUCGUCUUCGCUGCCGUCUUCAUCGUCACCCGUUUGGUCAUCCUGCCCUUCUGGAUCAUGCACUGCACCAUGGUUUACCCCCUGGAGCUCUACCCGGCCUUCUUUGGCUACUACUUCUUCAAUGCCAUGAUGGGGGUGCUGCAGCUGCUGCACAUCUUCUGGGCCUUCCUCAUCAUCCGCAUGGCACACAAGUUCAUAACUGGAAAGGUAAGGGGGGGCGCAGCCCCGGUUCUGGGG
This is a messenger RNA of Meleagris gallopavo (turkey), 459 nucleotides long. Lineage: Eukaryota; Metazoa; Chordata; Aves; Galliformes; Phasianidae. The record is from RefSeq and is a predicted model, not a curated record.